Messenger RNA from Cooperia oncophora, 666 nucleotides. The record is from the annotation of a GenBank genome assembly. Lineage: Eukaryota; Metazoa; Nematoda; Chromadorea; Rhabditida; Trichostrongylidae.
AUGUAUGAUGACAAAGAACUGGUCGCUACUUGUGCUGGUGCCCAAGUUAUUAAACCUCAUCCCGGCUACUAUCUCACCGUUUCGUCUGAAAAAGUGUCAGAACAAGAAAUGAACGCCUUAUUCUCAGAAGCCAUUUCCGCGGAGAUCUGCGUAAUUGUAGAAGACUCCAAUUACAGAAGCUUACGGUUCCCACGUCUACGUAACAUACAGCCAUGCUUACCAGGAAGACCGGCCAUGAGAAUCGUGGCCAAUCUUAAGCUCGAGGAACUGUUCUUCAAUCGAGGCAUUGCCUUCCCACCAGGAUCUAUGGUCCUCGAGAUCGCCGAAAAUCCCCGUAUUCCCCUCAACGUCAUUGAGUGGUUGCAGAGGAUGUGCCCUUCUUGCAAAGUUACGGCCAAUUUAGGCUGUGAUUUGGAAAGGCGCAUUUAUAGCCAGAGUGAACUCAUAGAUGCUUGUGCUGGAAAGAGAAUUAUACGUCCAGCGAAAGGAUUUAUGCUAGUGCUCAAAUCAUCAGAAACUUCUGAAGAUGCUAUGAAUGCCCUAUGCUCAAAAGCUAUCUUCAUGCAGAUCUGCCUCGAUAUUUAUGAAUCAAACUUCAAAACCCUUAGGUGUCCACAUUUGAAACAAAUAGUACCAUGUCGACCAGGUGAUCAGAGUGGACUGUAG